Messenger RNA from Lycium ferocissimum, 2223 nucleotides. RefSeq names its product V-type proton ATPase subunit H-like. The transcript is spliced from 12 exons. NCBI's taxonomy places the organism in Eukaryota, Viridiplantae, Streptophyta, Magnoliopsida, Solanales, Solanaceae. Gene Ontology annotation, molecular function: heme binding; proton-transporting ATPase activity, rotational mechanism; protein binding. Gene Ontology annotation, cellular component: vacuolar proton-transporting V-type ATPase, V1 domain. The coding region runs from base 577 to 1941 and encodes 454 amino acids. The record is from RefSeq and is a predicted model, not a curated record. Gene Ontology annotation, biological process: proton transmembrane transport.
CCUAUGAGCUAUGUUUUCUGGGUCAAUUUGUAUUAGUGAGUUUGAAUUGUGAUGAUUGUUGAGGAAUGGGGUGAAAUCUGAAUCUAAGGCAGCAAGAUUUUGAGGUCAUUUAUUGAUCUUCCAACAUCGUAUUGCGUUAUGUAUCCCAAUUUAUUUGCUAGUAAUGCAGUGGUUGGUUAUAGUAUUGGGUCUUUGAUUUUUGGAUGAAGAGUGUAAAAAUGCUAAUUCUUGGUUUUAAAGGUUAAAUUUUGAAUUUUCGUCUUUCUUUUUUCGGAUAAGAGGAAGUUGGAAAUGCUAGUUCUGGGUUUCAAUGAAUACGUUAUAGAGAUAGAGGUUGAGUAUUGAAGUUUGAUAAAAAUAAAAAGGUUCACUCCUUCUUUGUUGUGCAUGGGAGGAAUGUAUUUGUAUAAAUGCCAAUUUGUAAAUGGUCAGUUUGAAUUGAGCGGAUCGUUGAGAGAUGGGGUGAAAUCUGAAUCUAAGGCAACAAGAUUUUGAGGUUAAAGGAAUAUACACAUUGUGAAUUUUCUUGUUUCAUUAGAGGAUAAAAGAUUUUCAGAUCUGAAAAAUAUAAUCACAAUGACAAUAGAGCAGGCAGAGCUCACCACAGAGCAGGUUUUGAGGAGGGAUAUUCCAUGGGAGACUUACAUGACCACAAAUCUGAUCAGCGGAACAGGUCUUCAGUUGUUGAGGUGUUAUGAUAAAAAGGCUGAAAGUGACAAAGCUCAGUUGCUGGAUGAUGACGGGCCAGCUUAUGUCAAUGUGUUUGUUACCAUUUUACGAGACAUCUCCAAGGAAGAAACUGUGGAAUAUAUUGUAGCUUUAAUUGAUGAAAUGCUUACAGCAAACCCAAGGAGAGCGAAAUUAUUCCAUGACAACUCUUUUUCCAAUGAAGACACUUAUGAACCUUUCCUCAGACUGCUUUGGAAAGGUAAUUGGUUCGUACAAGAGAAGAGCUGUAAGAUUCUCUCUUUGACAGUGAGUGCCAGGCCAAAAGUUCAGAAUGGUGUUGAUGCAAAUGGAGAUGCCUCAAAUUCAAAGAGGAAAUUCACCACCACGGAAGAUGUUCUCAAUGGCCUAGUGGAGUGGCUAUGUGCGCAGCUGAGAAACCCUUCUCAUCCUAGUCGCUGCAUUCCUGCUGCAAUCAAUUGCCUUGCAACUCUGCUGAAGGAGCCUGUGGUUCGACGUUCAUUUGUUCAAGCUGAUGGAGUGAAGCUGCUCGUUCCUUUAAUUUCACCAGCAUCUACUCAGCAGUCCAUUCAGCUUCUCUAUGAGACAUGUUUAUGUGUCUGGCUUCUGUCUUACUAUGAACCUGCAAUUGAAUACUUGGCUACUUCUAGGGCCAUACCUCGAUUGAUAGAAGUUGUUAAAGGUUCCACAAAGGAGAAGGUAGUCAGGGUUGUAAUCUUGACUCUCAGGAAUUUGCUUUCCAAAGGAACAUUUGGUGCUCAAAUUAUAGACCUGGAUGUGCUGCAGAUUGUACAAAACCUGAAAGCUCAGGCUUGGAGUGAUGAGGACCUUUUGGGCGCUCUGAAUAAGCUCGAAGAAGGAUUGAAGGACAGCAUCAAAAAAUUGAGUUCAUACGACAAGUACAAGCAGGAAGUGCUACUUGGCAAUCUUGAUUGGUCCCCCAUGCAUAAAGAUCCUCUAUUCUGGAAGGAAAAUAUAAAUAAUUUCGAGGAGAACGGAUUUCAGAUCUUGAGAGUGCUUAUGACAAUUCUGGAUACGUCAAGUGAUGCAAGGACACUUGCUGUCGCUUGCUAUGAUUUGUCACAGUUCAUUCAGUGCCAUCCUGCGGGGCGAAUCAUAGUGGCGGACCUCAAAGCUAAGGAACGGGUAAUGAAAUUAUUGAACCAUGAAACUGCAGAGGUCACGAGAAACGCCUUGCUUUGCAUACAAAGGCUUUUCUUGGGUGCCAAAUAUGCCAGCUUUUUGCAGGCUUGAAUUAACUUCAAUCGGUUUUAUUCUUUAAACAAGCUAUACAUAAUUUGUUAUUCAAAUGACAAAAGUUUGAGGAUGGUCAUGUUCUAUUUAUUCAUUUUAUCUUUAUUAUUGUUUGAUGAGAUCAUAUAUCGGAAGGACACCGACAGUGAGGACUCAUAUAGCCAAUCUCAGUUUGCUUGGGACUAGGGUGUAGUAGUUGUUGUGAUUGUUUGACGAGAUUCUCACUCAGAAGAAUGCUUGUAACGAGUUCAUUUUAUUUCAAUCCAAUAAAUGAAUUUUUUU